This is a messenger RNA of Chelonoidis abingdonii (Abingdon island giant tortoise), 4850 nucleotides long. Lineage: Eukaryota; Metazoa; Chordata; Testudines; Testudinidae. The record is from RefSeq and is a predicted model, not a curated record.
UAUGUAUUUAUUUUUCUCUUUUCAUUAAGGAAAGCAAAACGGGAGAAAGAGAACCUAUGGCAGGAAAAUGUCCGAAAGGAGGAAGAAGAGAAAAAAAAGCGAUUACAGGAAGAGCGAAUGCAGGAAAAAAUUCAGGAAGAAAAACAAAAAGCUGAGGAGGCAGCUGCCCAAGUGAGAGAGAGGGAGUUCCAGUUGCAAAAAUUGGCUGAGGAGAAACAUGAGGAGGAGAGGAACAAGCUAGCUGAGAUUCAGCGAGAAACAGAACAACAAAGGAAGAGACAACUGGAAGAAGACAAAAGGAAACAAGAACAGAUUGCAAAAGAAGCUGAGGAGAGGCGUAAACAGCAUGAAGAAGAGAAGAGAAGAAAAGAUGCAGCCAACCUACAAGAGUCAGAGAAACACACUUCAAAAUUAAGCUUAAAUGAGAAAUUUGCAGACUUGCUGAAACAGACUGAGGGCAAAAAUCUUAAGCCUACGUGGAGAAGUGAAGGUAAUGUAGUUAGUGCCACAGAAUCUAGGAAUUCAGCUCUCUUGGUGAAUUACAGAGCUUUAUACUCAUUUGAAGCAAGGAAUAAUGAUGAGAUGAGUUUUAAUUCUGGGGAUGUAAUUCAGGUUGAUGAGAAAACAGUGGGAGAGCCUGGCUGGCUAUAUGGGAGCUUUCAAGGUCGUUUUGGCUGGUUUCCAUGUAACUAUGUAGAAAAAAUAUCAGAAAAUGAAAAAGCUUUAUCUCCUAAAAGGGCCUUACUUCCUCCUACAGUAUUUUUGUCUACUACCUCAGCUUCUCCAGAACCACUUUCACCAAGUAGAUCAGCAGAAGACACUGAUUACCAAAACGUACCUUUCUCAAGCCUAACUGUUAACUCAACAUGGCAGAAAAAAUCCGCUUUUACUCGUACUGUGUCCCCAGGAUCUGUUUCUCCUGUUCAUGGACAGGGACAAGCUGUGGAGAAUUUAAAAGCACAGGCACUUUGCUCCUGGACUGCAAAAAAAGAUAACCACUUGAACUUUUCAAAAAACGAUGUAAUUACUGUGCUGGAGAAGCAGGAAAACUGGUGGUUUGGAGAGGUGCAUGGAGGAAGGGGAUGGUUUCCUAAAUCCUAUGUCAAGAUCUUGCCUGGAAAUGAAAACAAACGAGAGGAACCCGAAUCUAUUUAUGUAGCUGUAAACAAGAAGCCUAGUACACCAUCUUAUACAAUUGGAGAGGAAUAUGUUGCACUCUAUUCCUAUACAAGCGCCGAACCUGGUGAUUUGACUUUUGCUGAAGGAGAAGAAAUACUAGUCACUCAGAAAGAUGGAGAAUGGUGGACAGGAAGCAUUGCUGACAGAACUGGAAUCUUUCCAUCAAACUAUGUCAAACCUAAGGAUCAAGAUGGUUCUGGUACUGCUGGCAGAACUGUGACACUAAAUAAGAAACCUGAGAUUGCCCAGGUGACUACAGCAUAUGCUGCAUCAGGGACGGAACAGCUUAGUCUGGCUCCAGGACAGCUGAUACUUAUUCUGAAGAAAAACCCUAGUGGAUGGUGGCAAGGAGAGUUACAGGCAAGAGGGAAAAAGAGGCAGAAAGGAUGGUUUCCUGCCAACCAUGUUAAAUUGUUGGGUCCAAGCAGUGAGAGAACUACUCCUGCUGCUCUCUCAGUAUGUCAAGUGAUAGCAAUGUAUGAUUAUGCAGCAAACAAUGAAGAUGAGCUCAGUUUCUCCAAGGGGCAGAUCAUUAAUGUACUGAGCAAAGAUGAUGCAGAUUGGUGGCAAGGAGAAAUCAGUGGUGUGACAGGUCUCUUUCCUUCAAACUAUGUGAAGAUGACCACAGACUCUGAUCCAAGCCAACAGUGGUGUGCUGAUCUCCAGACUCUUGAUACUAUGCAACCAAUGGAAAGGAAAAGACAGGGCUACAUUCAUGAGUUGAUCCAGACUGAGGAGAGGUACAUGGAUGAUCUUCAGCUUGUCUUAGAGGUUUUCCAGAAACGAAUGGCUGAAUCAGGCUGUCUCACAGAAGAAGAAAUGGGAUUGAUCUUUGUUAACUGGAAGGAGCUCAUAAUGUCUAAUACAAAGUUACUUAAAGCCCUGCGUGUGCGUAAGAAGACAGGAGGAGAAAAAAUGCCUGUGCAGAUGAUUGGGGACAUCCUGGCUGCAGAGCUCUCUCACAUGCAGGCCUAUAUCAGAUUCUGCAGUUGCCAGCUCAAUGGAGCUGCAUUGCUGCAACAGAAAACAGAUGAAGAAACAGAGUUCAAAGACUUCUUAAAGAAACUAGCCUCUGACCCUCGCUGUAAAGGAAUGCCACUUUCCAGCUUUCUGCUGAAACCUAUGCAGAGGAUUACACGCUACCCUCUGCUCAUAAAGAGUAUUCUGGAGAAUACCCCAGAAAACCACCCAGAUCACAAUAAUCUCAAGCUUGCCUUGGAACGCGCAGAGGAGCUAUGUUCUCAAGUUAAUGAAGGUGUGCGUGAGAAAGAGAACUCAGACAGGCUGGAGUGGAUACAGUCCCAUGUACAGUGCGAAGGACUUGCUGAGCAACCGAUUUUCAACUCCAUUACAAACUGCCUGGGUCCCCGAAAGCUCCUGCACAGCGGCAAGCUCUACAAAACAAAGAGCAAUAAGGAACUGUACGGCUUCCUCUUCAAUGACUUCCUGCUCCUGACCUACAUGGUGAAGCAGUUUGUUUCUUCAGGGUCAGAUAAACUGUUCAGCCGCAAGUCCCACUCUCAGUUCAAAAUGUAUAAAAUGCCUAUUUUCCUUAAUGAAGUCCUAGUGAAAUUGCCAACCGACCCUUCAAGUGAUGAGCCAGUUUUCCAUAUCUCCCACAUUGACAGAGUCUACACGCUAAAAACAGACAAUAUUAAUGAGAGGACGGCCUGGGUCCAAAAGAUCAAAGGCGCAUCAGAGCAGUAUAUCGAAACUGAGAAGAAGAAACGGGAAAAAGCUUAUCAAGCACGCUCACAGAAGAGCUCAGGAAUAGGACGCUUGAUGGUACAUGUGAUUGAAGCCACAGAGUUGAAAGCCUGUAAACCUAAUGGGAAAAGCAAUCCGUAUUGUGAAAUCAGCAUGGGGUCGCAGAGCUAUUCCACCAGGACGCUGCAGGACACUUUGAACCCUAAGUGGAACUUCAAUUGUCAGUUCUUCAUUAAGGACCUUUAUCAGGAUGUGCUGUGUAUCACCAUGUUUGACCGGGAUCAGUUCGCACCUGAUGAUUUCUUGGGUCGCACUGAAGUUCCAGUAGCAAAAAUCAGAACAGAACAGGAGAGCAAGGGACCUACAACUAAACGUUUACUGCUGCAUGAGGUUCCAACCGGGGAGGUUUGGGUCCGCUUUGAUUUGCAGCUCUUUGAGCAGAAAACACUCCUUUAAGAAAACAUUUUUAUUUCACGAAGGACAAAGCUGACAGCUUGGCCACCUCCACCAGAGCUGAAAGCAUUUUACAAAUCAAUCACCCCCCCCCAAGCCAGUUACUGAGCAAGAAUUCCUGUUGCUGCAUCAUCUUCCUAAUUAUCCAUUGUAUAUGAUUUCUUUGCUGCGUCCUAAGUUGCUGGUGAUCUAUGCAAAUGCAAAAUUUACUGUAUAUAAGAUACUGUAGCUCAGUGCCUUUUUGUUGAUUAAUAUUGACAUUUUUGUUGUGUUCAGAUGCCAAUGUUUCUGUUUUCAGGGCCAUAAAAAGUAUUAUAGAGUAUCUUGGCAUCAAAUGUAUGUAUAUAUAAUGUUACCACUUAGUCUAACAUAUAGACCUAGGAAUGGUUUAGUUGAAGGCUAGAAUCAUUCCAUUUGAAAGCUGAAAAGUGAUAUCCACUGGAAUAUUCCCUUCUCAGGGUGUUAAUUAUAGGGAUUAAAUGCUGAAGCCUUCGCACUUGAGGAGGCUCUAAAAUGCUGUAUGUUCUUUUUUAAAAAAUAAUCAAAUACAGUUCUUUACUUGACACAGUUCUGCACUGAAUAAGAAAUUGCAACUUGAUUUGUCUUUCUGGUUCAGUUGUAUUAGUCAUUUCUGGCAGAGACAAUGUGGUUAAAAAGAGUAAGUAGAAAAAAUGAUUUAUUUUAAAUACUGUGUGCAACCUACAAUAAGGUGGAAGAAUAUUUUUCAACUUUUAAUUUUCCUAAAUUAUUUGUGUAAAAUUACUUGGUUUUGCAGAUCUCCAUGGGAUGUGCAUCUUUAUGCUUUGUCAUUGCCAACAUGUACAUACAGAGUGAAAAAUAUAAGUUUAUUAAUGUAAUUUGUCUACAUAUAUUUACUGAUGCAUAUUGAUUUUUUAAAAAUAUUUUAUUGUACAGGUGAAUGGGAAAUAAUGGGAAGUAACUUACAAGGACUAAAUUCAAGGAAAGACUAUUAAAAUGUAAAUUUUGUUUGGUAUGGGAACUGCUACUGCAGUAGGGGUUUGUAGAACUGAAAUUUGUUGCAAGCAAAAUCUUCCUCCCCACAUGAAAAUCAGGAAUGGUAAAAGGGAAUUUGUUUUUCAAAGUGUUUGACAAAUAGUAACCAUGUUAUUGCAUCCUGACUUUGCCUUGUGGACAUUUAAGCAUUGCAUUCAGUUCCAGACAAUGAGUGAAUUUGUAUCCCACAGGUGCUACAAUACCUAAUAAUGCCUAACAGAGUUUCAAACCUGAUUACCAGCCUGAAGGCUCUUUCUUUGCUGGACUUAAGUCAGACCCUCUGUUACUUUUAACAGUUUUCUGUGGUUCAAUUUUUCUAGUCCUAAAUAAAAAAAAAAAAAAAUCUUGGCAGCUUUUGAGAGAUUGUGUCUGUCUGAUUGAUGGGAAUCCAUGUUUAUUUUAUACAUCUUAAGGGGACAGCAUUUUGUUGUGAGAAAAUAAGGUGUGAUUGCCAAACCUUUGCAUUUUGUAUUUAAUCACAGCCUACCCCUAGUGAG